Molecule: messenger RNA, 860 nt
Organism: Daphnia magna
Lineage: Eukaryota; Metazoa; Arthropoda; Branchiopoda; Diplostraca; Daphniidae
Product: acyl-coenzyme A thioesterase 13
Exons: 4
Coding region: 291-722 (143 amino acids)
Molecular function (GO): fatty acyl-CoA hydrolase activity
Source: RefSeq, a predicted model, not a curated record
CCUCCAUUCUCCAUUAUCGAUGGCGUGGUUGGUUGUGACGUGGUGAUUAGUGGAAAAUUUUUUUUCAAAUCCCGAGCAGUAGUUUCGACGUAUGGUUUUCCAUUUCUGAAUUUAUCUGGGUUAGUGUUAGAACAAUAAGGCUCCUGACUUUCCACGGGACGAAAAACAAAAAUUAUAGUGAUAAAGAUUGACACAAGACACAGAAAACAUCAGAUAAACAGUGUCUAAAGUUUUAAAACAGAACAAUAGUUGAAAAAAAAACAUACCUAUCAAUUAUAUCAAAUACCACAAUGUGUCAGAAGAAUACGUUGCAACUACUUCGAAAUAUUUGGCUACAGCGGGUGAAAAGUGGACAAGGUUUUGAUCAAAAGAUCUAUCAAAAGGUCAAAAUUGUAGCUGGAGGUGAAGGAACAUGUGAAGUAGAAUUUCAAGUUGAAGAUGAACAUACAAAUCCAGCGGGCCUGCUUCAUGGGGGCUUUUCAGCUUGUCUUGUUGAUUCUGUUUCCACAUUGGCUCUUCUAACCCAUCCAAGACAAGUCCCUGGUGUGUCUGUCAACCUCAACAUGACGUAUUUGAAUGCAGCCAAAAUCGGUGAUCACAUCCUAGUAAAGGCGGCCACCGAUAAAGUGGGAAAGAAUUUGGCCUUUUUAAACGUGCAGAUUAUCAACAAACAAAGCGGUGCUAUUCUUGCUCAAGGAAGUCAUACCAAGUACAUCGUUUGAACAAUGCGUAUAUUCAUCAGCAACAAUUAUUACGUAGACAUUGCUGGGGCUUGUAUAUCGAUUCGCGGAUUGCGCCCCAAUUUUAAUGUGUUGCAAACAUUGAAAAGAAACAAGAAUAAUAGACGUGCAUCACAUAUA